AUGAAACCUUCCAUUAAAAUUGAAAAGAAUAAUGCUGGAAAGCCUCCUUACUCCUAUGCCAUGUUGAUACGAUAUGCUAUUGAAACUAGCCCACAAAGAAAAAUGACCUUGAGUGACAUCUACGCCUGGAUCCUAGAACGUUACCCUUGGUUUGAGUCCGCAGGCACAGGAUGGAAAAACUCAAUUCGCCACAAUCUCAGUCUCAACAAGAGCUUCGUAAGGGUCCCUCGUCCUAUCAACGAGCCCGGUAAAGGCAGUUACUGGACAGUGGAU
This is a messenger RNA of Umbelopsis ramanniana AG, 273 nucleotides long. RefSeq lists its product as uncharacterized. NCBI's taxonomy places the organism in Eukaryota, Fungi, Mucoromycota, Umbelopsidomycetes, Umbelopsidales, Umbelopsidaceae. Gene Ontology annotation, cellular component: nucleus. The transcript has 2 exons. The annotation marks the transcript as partial. Gene Ontology annotation, molecular function: RNA polymerase II cis-regulatory region sequence-specific DNA binding; DNA-binding transcription factor activity, RNA polymerase II-specific. Gene Ontology annotation, biological process: regulation of transcription by RNA polymerase II. The record is from RefSeq and is a predicted model, not a curated record.